UGCAGCAUCUUCCUGCAAAGUGCACAAUUAUUAUGUCGACGGCGGCCAAGUUAACUUUUGUUUCCGCCUGUAUUGCCAGCGGUAGUCUGAUUGCUUACGUACACUACAGUCAAGCGGCUGACCGGGAACGAUUGCAUGAAGGAGUGCGACGAGAUGUGGAAAGACAGCGUUUGAAACACCUCACCGCUAGUGGAGAAAAUGAAAGGAGCGGAGAUUCAGGACCAAUCCCAUCCAGUGGAACAAUUACAAGCUGA
This is a messenger RNA of Anopheles maculipalpis, 254 nucleotides long. RefSeq lists its product as uncharacterized. NCBI's taxonomy places the organism in Eukaryota, Metazoa, Arthropoda, Insecta, Diptera, Culicidae. The record is from RefSeq and is a predicted model, not a curated record. The coding region runs from base 33 to 254 and encodes 73 amino acids. The transcript is spliced from 2 exons. Gene Ontology annotation, cellular component: mitochondrion. Gene Ontology annotation, biological process: mitochondrial respiratory chain complex IV assembly.